AUGUCCAUCCUGUGCACCAUCAGUGGGCAGACGCCCGAAGAGCCCGUGGUGAGCAAAACGGGGUACAUAUUUGAAAAGAGGCUGAUCGAGAAACACAUCCUGAACUAUGGCUUAUGUCCGGUAAGUGGAGAAGUGUUGACGCUGCAGGACCUGUACCCAUUGAAGAAUGAGAAGGUGGUGAAGCCGAGACCCAUCACUGCGAGUAGCAUUCCAGGGUUGCUGUCCAUUCUUCAAACGGAAUGGGACUCCCUCAUAUCUGAAAUGUUUACUCUAAGGACGCAUGUGAACGACAUUCGAAAUCAGCUGACCCACAGUCUGUACCAAUACGAUGCUGCAACGAGGGUAAUUGCAAAACUACUAAAGGAGAAAAAUAAUUACACAGAAGAAAUAAAAAAUUUGAGGAAACAAAUCUUAAGCAUUCAGAGUGGAAAUGAUUUAAAUGAAUUUGAGGUUGGGUUAAGUGAUGAAUUGUUAAACGAGAUGCAAGAGGUCGCAAAAGGUCUGUUGAUGACAAGGAAGAAGAGAAACGUAGAAAAUGUGACCUCGACUGAAAAGUGGAAGGAGGUGACUGACACAAACGAGUUCGAUGUACACUCCGCUGCACUCCCAGGAGUAACAUGUCUUUCACUAGACAUAAACAAAACGAGAUACAAUUAUAAUCAUGAUCAUAUGAAUCACAAUUUCUUUUCCGGAGGGAUGGAUGGCAAUGUAUAUUAUGUUUCCCUUGAGGAAAAUAAAGUAUUGGCCAAGUUACAGGGACACUUAAAAAAGGUCACUUCCAUUGCGGCUCACCCGAGUUACCCUGUGUGCAUAUCGGGGUCAAACGAUAAAACGGUACGCAUAUGGAAAGGUGAUGUGGACACAAAUGAAUUCACCACUUCACAUGUCAUUACAAAACACAAGGAUCAGCUAACCUCCUUGGCACUUCACCCGAUGGAGAAUUAUUUUGUGAGUGCUUCUAAAGACAAUGUAUGGAUCCUACACGAUAUGGAAACCUCAAGGACGAUAAAAAUGUGUAAAACGAACCCCAGUCCGUUCAGACACUUGGCCAUUCACCCAGAUGGAAUUAUGAUUGGGAUCGGUGCUGAAGAUUCAAACAUACACAUAUAUGACAUUAAAAGUCAGGAGUAUAAAGCCUCCCUCAGUGGACACACUAGUGAUGUAAAUUAUAUUUCGUUCAGUGAGAAUGGAUACUACUUGGCUUCCUGUUCAAAAGACAAAACAGCUAAAUUGUGGGACCUCAGAAAGGCACAGUGUUUUCAAACCAUAGAUGUGGAUGAACUUCCAAAAAAUAUACAAUUUGAUUUUUCAGGUAAAUAUUUUUCCCUAGCGGCGGGAAAUGACAUACAUAUAUAUAACUUCGAGACUAAGACGCAGGCCACCCUCGUGAAUACCCUCUCGUCCCAUACGGACACCGUCACGCAAACGUGUUUUGGCAGCAGGACGGCCUACCUGCUCUCCAGCUCGAUGGACAAAACGGUCAAAGACAUCGAAAACACGGCGUGCGAUAGCGUCCAUGGAACCGGACAUGACCCACACCAUGACACGUACGAAGUAUACAAUUCGCAAUUUGCGUGCGGAGUGAGGGAAGACGUUUUCCCUUACGAAAGCUUAUCCAGGAUUGAGGAGGACAACGACGGGAACAACAGCAGUCAUCACAACAACAGCACCCAUCGCAAACAUCACACCGAUAAAACCGGGAAAACAAAAAUGAUCAAGGAGCAGCAGAUGGCCAUGGAGAAGGAUCUGAUUUUUCAAAACGAAGUGCUACGGAAUGUGCUAAAGAGUUCCCACCAAGUGAAGGAGAUGCAAAGGGAGCUAUUCAAAGUGGAUGCCCGUGACUUCGUGCCGGUGAUUCCUCCUGCACAGGGACAGAACGCAUAUUCUCUCAAGCGGGACUAUCCCCAGCAGGGUGACGAAGCGGGUGAUAAUAUGGAAGGGCACCCCGAUUGUCACUAUGACGGUCAUAUGGUCAUACGGCAAGGAGGACACCACAAAAGCACCGACCGUAGUGCGCCCAGCAGUAAGGGGAUAAAAAAUCCCAUCGCAUCCAAGACAAACAUGCACCCACCCAGAAUAGGUGAAAUAAAAGUCAACAUAGACGAUAUAAAAAAAGGCCUACUGACAUACUACUCCAACAUUUAUUCCUUGGACCAUUACGAUAUAGAGGAGAGAAUUAAUAUAUUGAAAUAUGGUGAGAAAAAUAUUUCUGAACAUGUUCAGGCGAAUUGUUGCUACAAAAAGAGGGAGCUCCCCACAAGACCUCCUUUUGUGCAUUACAAUGACGAGUUGAACAACCCGAAUUCAGUUACGUACCAAAGUAUGUUACCUGACUACUACUACCAAGAGGGGGCUGGUCGUUCCAGGGAUGGAAAGGAGAGGUUCCACUUGGGUAGUACCAAUUUGGAGCAUCAUGGUAAGAUGGAAGAAACGAAUGCCUUCAAAAGUGAAUACGAUCAUGUAGGACAGAUCUCCGAGCUACUGAGUAGCCUCAAGAACAAAUGUGCGGACGCGAACUUCAAGGCGCAGAGCCUGACCUCGAAGUUUGACAGGAAGUACGAGAACCCGGACAACCGCUUCUGGGUCCACAACCUGGUUCCCAUGCACCUUAGAAAACCGGCGCUCCACAAUGAGGACGGAAUUAGAAAUCACCUGGUCGUGACCUACUCUCAGCUGUAUAACGAAGCAGUGUUGAAUAAAAAGAAGAUCGCCGCGUUGGAGAAAAAGCUACAUAUAUUGAAGCUGCGGGCGAACCUCCCCAGGGGGGGCUACCGGAUGGAGACACGCAAUGCGCUCUGA
This is a messenger RNA of Plasmodium fragile, 2799 nucleotides long. RefSeq lists its product as uncharacterized. Lineage: Eukaryota; Apicomplexa; Aconoidasida; Haemosporida; Plasmodiidae. The record is from RefSeq and is a predicted model, not a curated record. Gene Ontology annotation, cellular component: Prp19 complex; cytoplasm; U2-type catalytic step 1 spliceosome. The transcript is spliced from 3 exons. The coding region runs from base 1 to 2799 and encodes 932 amino acids. Gene Ontology annotation, biological process: DNA repair; mRNA splicing, via spliceosome; protein ubiquitination. Gene Ontology annotation, molecular function: protein binding; ubiquitin protein ligase activity.